Neltuma alba is the source of this 475-nucleotide messenger RNA. RefSeq lists its product as uncharacterized. The transcript is spliced from 2 exons. NCBI's taxonomy places the organism in Eukaryota, Viridiplantae, Streptophyta, Magnoliopsida, Fabales, Fabaceae. The record is from RefSeq and is a predicted model, not a curated record. Bases 131 to 457 code for a protein of 108 amino acids.
UAAAACACACACACGCGAGGCGCAACAGGGGGAACCGGGGAGCGAAACGGAGAAGACGCUGGACGGCGGCUGAGAGCAGAGGAGACGCGCCGAAUACGAGUUCGUGACGGCGAGAAGUAGGAGCUGGGCGAUGAACCAGGAAGAAGACAGCGCCUUCACCUUCUUCUUCUCCGAAGCACGAACAGAGCUGGACGGAACCCACGAGCAGGAGGCGGCACACACAGACGACGCAAGCGGCACAGACGAAACGGAGCAACAGGGAGGGAGAAGACGCUGGGCGGCGAGCAACGGACCUGGAGAAAAAAAAAAAAAGAGCAACACAGAGCUCGCCGCUGCCGAGGGAACCAGAACGAGUGAGACAGCAAAAUCAGUGUCACCGUCUUCUUCCAUGGCAAACCGUAACAGAGCGCUGGUGGCAACGAAUUUGAUGGCAAACCGUGGUAAUUGUAUUGCUUAAUCUGAUUAUAUUUGAGGA